Poecilia reticulata (guppy) is the source of this 4553-nucleotide messenger RNA. Its product is annotated as chloride channel protein 1-like. Gene Ontology annotation, cellular component: plasma membrane. Gene Ontology annotation, biological process: transmembrane transport; chloride transport. Lineage: Eukaryota; Metazoa; Chordata; Actinopteri; Cyprinodontiformes; Poeciliidae. Gene Ontology annotation, molecular function: voltage-gated chloride channel activity. The record is from RefSeq and is a predicted model, not a curated record.
GUGAGCGGAUGGGUUUAUUUUUGGGUCAGUGACAGUGUGUCAAUGGCUGCAGAUGCGUCGGACAGGAAGGCUCUGAGGUACAAGCAAACGCUGCUGUAUGGAGAGUACCAGGAGAACCAGGGUGGCUCGGGCAGACGGGAGGCCACACGCCUGCUGACGGAGAGGCAGAUCAAGAAACAUGGAAAUCAUCAUCAUCAUCAUCACAGCCAUGAGAGGACACAACACGGACAUGGUCGCCAUAGCCACGGCCACCAACAUGGCAAUCACAGCAGGCAAAAGACAAGAUUUCAGCCCAACAUGGAAAGUGAGGCUGCAGAUGAGCAAAUGGCUGAUGAUGAAUUUACCUCCACGAGGAAAAUGCGAUCCUACUCUAAAUGCAGAGACUGCAUAGCACGGGUGCAGCGGUUUCUUGUGACGAGGCUGGGAGAAGACUGGAUCUUCCUGGUUCUACUGGGAAUCACGAUGGCUCUGGUCAGCUGGACCAUGGACUAUGCUAGUGCAAAAAGCCUGCAAGCGUAUAAAUGGAUUUAUAGGGAACUGAAGGAAAACAUCCCCCUGCAGUACCUGGCCUGGGUUUCCUAUCCCCUGAUGUUUAUCCUCUUCUCCUCACUUUUCUGUCACCUGGUUUCUCCUCAAGCUAUCGGUUCUGGUAUCCCUGAGUUGAAGACCAUUCUGAGAGGGGUUGUUCUUAAGGAAUAUUUGACUCUAAAGGCUUUUAUUGCAAAAGUCAUCGGCCUGACUGCAGCUCUGGGCAGUGGGAUGCCCGUAGGAAAAGAGGGUCCUUUUGUACACAUCGCAAGCAUCUGUGCAGCAGUUCUCAGCCGCUUCAUGUCCUUCUUUUCAGGAGUGUAUCAGAAUCCCUACUGUUAUACGGACAUCCUGACAGUGGGCUGUGCUGUUGGGGUGGGCUGCUGCUUUGGUACUCCACUUGGAGGUGUGCUCUUUAGCAUUGAGGUAACAUCCACAUACUUUGCUGUGAGAAACUACUGGAGAGGAUACUUUGCUGCUACAUUUAGUGCCUUCAUCUUUAGAGUGCUCUCUGUGUUUAACAAGGAUGCAGUGACCAUCACUGCUCUGUUCAGGACAAACUUCCGUAUGGAUUUCCCCUUUGAUCUUCAGGAACUUCCUGCAUUCGCAAUCAUUGGGAUUGCCUGUGGAUUUCUUGGGGCGUUUUUUGUCUAUCUGAACAGACAGGUGGUGCUGUUCAUGAGACGACCAAAUGCAAUGACCCGCUUCCUGAUUAAACAUCGACUCAUCUUUCCAGCUACUGUUACACUGGUCAUUGCCACCUUGACCUUCCCACCAGGGUUUGGACAGUUUAUGGCUGGAGAGCUAAUGCCCAGGGAGUGCAUCAAUUCUUUGUUUGAUAACUUUACGUGGACGAAGAUUUCGGGAUCUCCCUCUCCGGCUGGUCUGGGCCUGUCUGCUGCAUGGCUGCACCCCGACGUUAGCGUCUUUAUCAUCCUGCUGCUCUUCUUCAUCAUGAAGUUCUGGAUGUCUGCGGUGGCCACCACCAUGCCCAUUCCAUCUGGGGCCUUCAUGCCUGUCUUCAUACUCGGAGCUGCAUUUGGGAGGCUGGUUGGGGAAGUCAUGGCAACCCUGUUUCCUCAUGGGAUUGUGUUUGAUGGCAUUCUGUACCGCAUCAUUCCAGGAGGUUACGCAGUCAUCGGUGCAGCAGCAUUGACCGGAGCUGUGACUCAUACCGUGUCUACGGCCGUUAUCUGCUUUGAGCUGACAGGACAGAUCUCCCACAUACUCCCCAUGAUGGUGGCUGUAAUCCUAGCCAACAUGGUGGCCCAGGGCCUGCAACCUUCCCUGUAUGACUCUAUCAUCCAGGUCAAGAAGCUACCGUACCUGCCAGAGCUUGGCUUUGGACACAUGAGCCAAUACAACAUCUUUGUGGAAGACAUUAUGGUUAGAAAGGUGAAGUUCAUAUCAUCCCAGUCGACAUACAGAGAAGUCAAACACCUGCUGGACUCCUUCUCACUGAAAACGAUCCCUUUGGUUGACUCUAAAGAUUCUAUGAUCCUCCUGGGCAGCGUUGACCGGGUGGAGCUUCUAGCGCUCUGUGAUUGGUGGUUGUCCCCAGAAAGACGACUUCUGAUGGAGGGUCCAAGCCUACAGGAGCAGAAUCAGUGUCCAAAAAGCAGCUGGGAGUCAUUCGCCUUUGUAGAUGAGGAAGAAGAUGAAGAAAGAGACAAGGGCAGCCCUGUUCAGGAGGAAAGAAACGGCCCUGUACCCCCUCCGAAACCUCAGGACCCUUCCUCCAACCACACUGCACCUGCAACUGAAAAAGGUCCCCUGCAGUCGGUGAGGAGAACGCUCAGAAAUCUCUUCACCUCUAAAAGCAGACAGUCGGAGAAGGAACUGCAGGAACCCUGUCCUCCUCCUCUAUCAGACUCGAUGACUUCAGACGAGAUCAAAGCGUGGGAAGAGGCAGAGAUGGACAAGCCGAUGGAAAUCGAUGAGAUACGAAUUGACCCUUCACCUUUCCAGCUGGUGGAGAGAACUUCAUUGCACAAGACUCACACAUUAUUCUCCCUGCUUGGACUAAGUCAUGCUUAUGUGACCAGCAUUGGAAAACUUGUGGGGGUGGUGGCUUUAAAAGAGCUCCAGAAGGCCAUCGAAGGCUCCACGCGCUCCGGUGUCCGGCUCCGGCCCCCUUUGGCCAGCUUUCGUGACAUCAGCAAACACAAAUCUGUCCCUAAACCUCCACCCUCUUCUUCCAGCGCUCCUUCAUCUCCCACUGCAGCCUCUCCGCCGUUGUCUCAAAUUACCCCAGAGCCUCCCCUCUCUUUAACCCCUGACCACAACCAACCCCAUAAUAAUCAUCAUCAUCAUAAUCACCAUGAGCAUGAAACGGAGGUAUGGAUUGAGGGUGUACCGAAGGAAGUAGAGGAGUGUAGCAGUAGCAUCCGCCGCAGCAGCAGCACUUCAACAAGUGGCUCAGGAAGUAGAAGUUACCGUUACAACAGCGAUCUCACCCUCCCUCCACCUUCCACUCCUCCUCCUGCCCCUCCUUCCACAACCCCUCCUCCAUCUCCUUCUUCCUCCAGCCCUCUCCCCACCCUGAGGCCUUCACAGAGACUCCUUCAGGUGGUAGAAGACAGUGAUGAUGAGCCAAUGAUUUAGCUUACAAAGAAUAUUUUUUAUACUGGAAAUUUGUAUUUAAAGAUUUUUUUUUUCCCUUUCUUAACUUAUCAUCCUGGUAUUUGGGCACUUUAUGUACCUCUCUUUAUCACACUGCUACAAAUUCUUUGUGGUUUAGAGAUUUAGUUCUCCAGCAAAACCUUUGCCAUCACUUCUAAACACGAUGCAGUGGUGUUGUACCUCAGGGAUCAAUCCUUUCCCCCUUUUGCUUUCAAUUUACAUACCUCCUUUACACCAGCUUAACCAGAACUUAUAGCAUAUUUCAUUGGUUGAAAAUAGGAAAUGAGACUUAAAAUUAUGUUUAUGAUUGUUUUAGAUCCAAAGCAGCAUAGAAAAUUUUGACAUAACGUUCACCAUAACCUGUUUGUUGGAAAUGUUUUGCUUUUCGUUAAGAAUUCCAUGGAAAACAUGAAAAAAUAAGUAAAUGCAUCCCAUGCUGCUUUUAUAUUUUUAUUAGUUAAUUUGAUUAAUUUGUUUCCCAACCAAAAUGAGGCUGCACUUUUAUCUAUUUAUUGUUAGCAACUUUGUUGAAAAAUUAGCAAAAUAUUGCCUGGCAAAAACCAUCGGUGCUCCAGAGAAAGGUUCCUGUAGUGCCAAAUUACCUGAUUGUUCUUGUCUUAGUUUUUAAAAUGACAUCAGAACAGGUGAAGUUAAUUUGGCACAAACCUUUUGGAUAGCAGCUCAGUAAUGAAGCUGCUCAGUCCACCAUGGAAGACUGGCCAAAGCCCCACAACGACCUCUGUGCUGACCUUGUGGAAGCAGCCCCAGAGCUCAUUUCUCCGUGGCUAAGUUGACAAAUGAAGCAGCUAAAGGCGACUGACAACACCAAAACCUCUCUAACAAAGAUUCCGUUUGGGUUUUUUUUUUUUUUUUUUACAAAGCCACGUCCCAGAAUGACUCGCAGCUUCUUUGAAUAAUUUACAGGAGAAUAUUUAUGAGAAUCAAAUCGGACAGAACAAAUACCCAUCUAUGGCAUCUUCAGCAAAGUGAUGGUUAGUAUCUAUGACAGUAAAUGACAGCUGACAGUUUGUUGUAUAACUUGUUGUAUAACUUCUACACAUGAUAGAGAUUCAGACAUCUGAAAAUGUUGACGAUUCCAGAUGGGAAUCUUCUAAAUUAGUAUUUAAAUUUAAUUUAAUUUCAAUAUUUAAAGGAUGAACAGUCAGGAUGAAUUAAUUCAGAGGCUGGAAGUUAAGGGUCGCACAGAAAUGUGUCUUGCAUCAGGAAUAGAAGGUUUUAUGUUUCCUCUCAAAUGCUGAUCUGUGUUUGAAAUCUACAGUUUUCUGUUACUGAAAGUCUGUUUAUCUGCACAUUGAAAGCUGGGUGCAUGUUCUAACUAAAGUUAGCACCUUAGAGGACUCCUUCAUAUAACAAAGUCAUUUCAUUCACAGAUAGUCAUAAAA